Trematosphaeria pertusa is the source of this 860-nucleotide messenger RNA. RefSeq lists its product as uncharacterized. The transcript has a single exon. The coding region runs from base 147 to 770 and encodes 207 amino acids. The record is from RefSeq and is a predicted model, not a curated record. NCBI's taxonomy places the organism in Eukaryota, Fungi, Ascomycota, Dothideomycetes, Pleosporales, Trematosphaeriaceae.
UCACGACCAUCUCACGACCGCGCCAAAACUCUAAUUGCCGGCUUUCGGCGCAUAUACGAGAAGAGAUCUCAUUAUACGUACGACCCUAUCUCACAAUUGGACCCCGACCACCUCAAAGUCUAUUUCUUUCCUUCCACCAUCGCAAAAUGCACGCCGAAACGCUCCCGCCGUACCGGCACGUCUCCUCGCGGCCAAUCACGCUCGCCGGUGCCUCAAAUAUGCUCUCUACAUAUCUCACGAACUCGGAAUCGCACCCACACCUGCACCCUGAUGCGCUCAUAACGCCUAGCGGGGUCAAUUUCAGUUCACAUGGCGGUUUCAAGGGCGGCGUAGUCAUGCACAACUUGCGGCGAGUCGCGGCAGGACUACGAGGCGAAUAUCUGGAACCGGAGGGGACACCUGAGCCAGAAGAUCAGGAACAGGGCAACGCUAGCGGAGCAAACGGGAAGACCAAGCAACGCAAGAGGAGAGACGCAGAACCCGGGGCCAGCGAUGGAGAGGAAUGGCAGAACAUGUCUGAGUGGGAGAGGGAAGAGGGGGAAGUCGAGGUUGGCGAGGUCGGAGAUCGAACUAAUGUCGUGCAAGAGGGUGGGGAGGCGCCGGAGAUUGAGGACACCGGUAGGACAGAAGUAGACAAGGGCAGCAAGAAGAAGAGGAAGAAGAACGGAGAGGAAAAGCUGGAUAAGAACGCGAGGAAGAAGGCAAAAAAGCAGAGAAAUAAGGAGCGUAAGGCUCAGAAGGAGAAGGAGAGAGCCAAGGGGUCGGAUUAGAGGUGUCUCGAAACCAUUGAUGCACCACACCACGAUUCGGGGACGUCUCCCGUCAGAGGCUCACCUUCGGUCACGUCUCGAAAUCUGCGC